UCGAAUCAUGCCGCAGGCCAAACUCAAGUUGAGUUCUCACGAUCAACAGGUGCUGGAUUCCAUCUUCAAUCCCCUGGAGCUCAUCAGUCCACAAACCAAUGCCUUUGUGCCCGCUGAAGCCGAUCUAAAGGAUGUGGAGACGGACACUGAGGCCAUCAGGGCUGCCAAAGACCUGGAGAUUCAAGCAAUUGCCUUGUCUGAAAAGGGAGAGUUGGAUGAAGCCCUCAAAAUAUUCCAACAGUCACUUAAUGUGGCUCUCAGGGCAUCCGUGCUGAAUAAUAGAGCUCAAACACUUCGCUUGGCAAAACGCGAUGAGGAGGCUCUGGAAGACUUGAAUAAAGCCAUCGAACUGGCCAACAAUCAGCAGACCCGCACCAAGUGCCACGCCCACUGUCAGCGAGGAGUUUUAUAUCGCAAACUUGAUAAUUUAGAUGCGGCACGCUCAGAUUUCGAGGCAGCUGCACAGUUGGGCAGUAAAUUCGCCAGAGAUCAGCUGGUGGAAAUAAAUCCCUUUGCAGCACUUUGCAAUCAAAUGCUUCGCCAGGCAUUCGAUCAACUGAAAUAAAGUUAAUGUAUUUGUGUGAAUGCAAAAAA
Messenger RNA from Drosophila ficusphila, 594 nucleotides. RefSeq names its product tetratricopeptide repeat protein 36 homolog. The record is from RefSeq and is a predicted model, not a curated record. The transcript is spliced from 3 exons. NCBI's taxonomy places the organism in Eukaryota, Metazoa, Arthropoda, Insecta, Diptera, Drosophilidae. Gene Ontology annotation, biological process: cilium assembly. Gene Ontology annotation, molecular function: protein binding. The coding region runs from base 8 to 565 and encodes 185 amino acids.